UCUGAUCUGAAGGCAAUGAGGAAGUUAAAAUGAAAAUCAAGCGAAACUGUGUUCUCAAACAAGCUUAACUGUCACCAGCACAUGGAUAUAGCUGUCUAUAAAUAUGAUUCUAUAAAUAGAUUCAUAUCUCAGGUCUGGAGCCUGGGCACUGUUAGCAGCAUUGAACCCUUUGAGUCUGCCGGGUUAGCUGAGCUAAACCGAUCAGAUUGAAACGCGGAAGGAGAGCCACUCGGCUGAACACACCUCAGGACACCGCACGGACCCUCAGCUUGCUCGCUGAAACAAGAAUGGAAAAACAAAGGGCUUCGUGGAAGGCAGAAUUCUGGAUGAGAAGGAAAGGCCAUUCCCCAGACAGAUUUCACUUCUCCAAGAAGAUGCCAGGAACUGGGGAAUCUCAGGACCCACGGUCGCUUCGCCGGGCGUCAAGUGAACUGGUCCGACCCUUGGAUAGGCAAGCAAACUUAUUGGAUAGUGAUGCCUCUGUGGCCCCAAAGCUAGAGAAAACCAACGGGGCCACUAGUGAUCAGGGUGGCCAAAGGAGUAACCACAAGGACAAGGCCCAUAAGAAGGGCCAGCGUGGGUUGUUAAAGACCUUGGUGAACAUCCUGACCAGGACAGGGUCAGAGGAACAGAAGGAAAGGGGAGACAAAAAGUCCAAGGAGAAAUGCAAUUCCCCUCAAGACCCAAAACACCUAGAGGCAUUUGUAGAGCCACCAGAGCCAACCUUUAGGAAAAAAGACAAGGAAAGGGGAGACAAAAAGUCCAAGGAGAAAUGCAAUUCCCCUCAAGACCCAAAACACCUAGAGGCAUUUGUAGAGCCACCAGAGCCAACCUUUAGGAAAAAAGACAAGGAAAGGGGAGACAAAAAGUCCAAGGAGAAAUGUAAUUCCCCUCAAGACCCAAAACACCUAGAGGCAUUGGCAGAAUCACCAGAGCCAGUCUCCAAGAAGAAAGACAAGAAGUCUAGCCUCAAGAAGGCCUUUUCUUUUAAGAAACAUGGCAAUGAAGAGGCCAAGAAGUCAUCAGGCGUGGACGUGAGAAGCCCUGAGGCACCUCGUAGGCCUGCAAAGCCUACUUUUCUUCCUUUGUGCAUCAGCCAUAGACCCGCAAGUCUGGCUACUCCUGACUCAGAUGAGGAAGAAGUACGUGAGAGGCUGUUUGCAGAAGUCAGGACUCUUGAGUCUACUGGACUUUCCAGACAAGUUGGGCGGCCCCCACCAAAGGAGGAGCCACCUCUUAAGAAAGGUUCUGAAUCUAACGACGUUAUUAUCCAGAAGAUAGUGGCUCUUCUCAAAGAGCAAGGUGACAAGUACAAUGAAAAGAUCAAAGAAGACCCGAAUUUUAGGGCAGCCUGGGACAACCUCUCCUUUACCUCCUUCCAAACCUUGGCAGAUGUUCUGGGAAAUCAGGAAGAAAACCAGAAGGAGCCAGAGAGGAGACAAGUAGAGAGAGACUAUUGUUUGACUUACAAAUUUGCAGGCAACACUAACUAUGCUGUCCACCGAAUCAUGGGCUGGAGAGACCACAGUGUUGCACACACAUUUGGUCAUAUAUAUUGUGAUAAUGAGCAGGAUGGAGCAACUGCGCCCUUCCUUAGUCCAGAUUGAAGCCCAGGCCUCUCUGUUCCUUUGAGUUGCCAUACAAGAGACAGUUGGGGCCAUUAGGAGAUGAGAAGAUGCUUUCUUAAAACUACUAAGCUAAUGCUUCAUGGACACGGUGGAAGCCAUGAGAAUAAAACAAAAAUCUUCCAUGCCUUUUAAAACCCAUACAAGAGACAGUUGGAGCCAUUAGGAGAUGAGAAGAUGCUUUCUUAAAACUACUAAGCUAAUGCUUCAUGGACACGGUGGAAGCCAUGAGAAUAAAACAAAAAGCUUCCAUGCCUUUUAAAACUAUUGAUCACUUCUUAUUGAAAUGGAGAAUGUACUGAUAUGGGCAUCAAACCAGAUCUCUGGGAGAGUUUCCUGUUGGAAAGAAAUAGCGACUCAGCCUGGUGAAUCCUCCAGUUCAUUUUAAUGACACCUCUGUGUGCCCUCUGUGUGCUAGGCAGAGUGCUUCUGGAGGAUGGAAAUAUGAGGAGAGGCAUACAUAAAGCCAGUGGUUCUAUAGUGACUCUCUAGUCCCAGAAUCAGAGGACCUAGGGUCCUAACUAGUAACCUGUGUGAUUCUGGGGAAGUUGUUUCUCUUCU
Messenger RNA from Phascolarctos cinereus (koala), 2186 nucleotides. It is a transcript of the gene BNIP5, whose product is annotated as BCL2 interacting protein 5. The record is from RefSeq and is a predicted model, not a curated record. NCBI's taxonomy places the organism in Eukaryota, Metazoa, Chordata, Mammalia, Diprotodontia, Phascolarctidae.